UUUCAGUUCCAUGGAGAGCGUCCCAUCGGCCGGACACUGCUUGGCCAUUCAGUUGACCUUUUUUGCAACACAAUCUUAUCAUAUAUCAUUUUUAGUGAGCAGUAAAGAUACAUCCUUAGCGAAAGGUAACGAGGCUUUGACAUGCCGAAAUGCACUUUAAUUGACAAUGUAGCGCGUAAAAUGUAGUCAAGUUUGUUUUAACAUCCCAUUUAAGACAAUAAAGUACUGCUGUCUCAAACAGACAAACAGGUUUACCAACCUUUUGUUAAAGCGAAACGAAUUUAAUGGUGUGUUAAUAAGAGGUUAAGGGCGGAGGGAGAAGGUGAUAGGGAAGAGUGCUGCGCGCUCAAGCGGGAGUGCGCACGGAUAGCAAAUCGGUAGGAGCCUGGAGUCGCGAGGAUGGAGGUCCGGCCAGAUAGGUUUAAGAUCGUCGCUGCUAGGACCCUCGGUAAAAUAAACAAGGUCCUAGAGAAGCGACAGGAGAAUGGCGAGACCAUCGAGCUGUCCGCCGAGGGCCGCCCCGAGCUGGUGGAGGAGAAGGAGCUCCCCGUGGUGGACUGCACCUGCUUCGGCCUGCCCCGCCGCUACAUCAUCGCCAUCCUCUCCGGGCUGGGCUUCUGCAUCUCCUUCGGCAUCCGCUGCAACCUGGGCGUGGCCAUCGUCAGCAUGGUCAACAACCACACGGUCUACCGGGACAACAAGGCGGUGCUAGUGAAAGCUCAGUUCGACUGGGACCCCGAAACAGUCGGGAUGAUCCAUGGGUCCUUCUUCUGGGGGUACAUAGUAACCCAGAUCCCGGGAGGCUUCAUCUGUCAGAAGUUUGCAGCAAACAGAGUGUUUGGCUUUGCCAUUGUGGCCACCUCAACUCUGAAUAUGCUGAUCCCCUCUGCGGCACGGGUUCACUUUGGCUGUGUUAUCCUUGUCAGGAUAUGUCAAGGACUCGUGGAGGGGGUUUCGUACCCGGCCUGCCAUGGAAUCUGGGCCAAAUGGGCGCCUCCCCUCGAGAGAAGUCGAUUGGCAACAACGGCCUUUUGUGGCUCCUAUGCUGGGGCUGUGAUCGCCAUGCCUCUGGCUGGGGUGCUGGUUCAGUACUCGGGGUGGUCCUCCGUGUUCUACGUGUACGGUACCUUUGGGAUCCUCUGGUAUUGCUUCUGGAUCCUGGUGUCGUACGAGAGUCCCGCGGCGCACCCCACCAUCACAGAGGAAGAGAAGACUUACAUCGAAGAGGCCAUUGGUUCGAUUAACAACUCUGUCCCUGUGACCAAAUUCAACACACCUUGGAGAGCCUUCUUCACCUCCAUGCCAGUGUACGCCAUCAUCGUGGCCAACUUCUGCAGAAGCUGGACCUUCUACCUGCUCCUCAUCAGCCAACCUGCAUACUUUGAGGAGGUCUUUGGAUUUGAGAUCAGCAAGGUGGGCCUGGUGUCCGCCCUCCCCCAUCUCGUUAUGACCAUCAUCGUGCCCAUCGGCGGCCAGCUGGCCGACUACCUGCGCAGUAACAACAUCAUGUCCACCACCAACGUCCGCAAGAUGAUGAACUGUGGAGGCUUCGGGAUGGAGGCCACCUUCUUGCUCGUGGUGGGGUUCUCCCACACCAAGGUCGUGGCCAUCACCUUCCUCGUCCUGGCUGUCGGCUUCAGUGGGUUCGCCAUCUCAGGUUUCAACGUGAACCAUCUGGACAUAGCUCCUCGAUAUGCCAGCAUCCUCAUGGGCAUCUCCAACGGUGUGGGGACGCUCUCUGGAAUGGUGUGCCCCCUUAUCGUCGGCGCCAUGACCAAACACAAGACGCGGGAAGAGUGGCAGUAUGUCUUUCUCAUUGCUUCACUCGUUCAUUAUGGAGGUGUUAUAUUCUAUGGACUCUUCGCCUCUGGGGAGAAGCAAGCCUGGGCUGAGCCGGAGAACCUCAGCGAUGAGAAGUGUGGAAUUCUGGGGGAGGAUGAGCUAGCGGACGAGACCGAGGAGUUGUAUCGUACCAGCGGAGGAGGAGGCUACGGGGCUACAGAUCCUAACGGAGGAGGAGGAGGAGGAGGAGGAGGGGGAGGCUGGGUGUCGGACUGGGACAAGACAGAGGAGUACGUCCAACCGACCGGAACGAACAGCUACCUGUACGGAGGGGAGGACGACAGGGACCUCUCGUAGGGCAGCCGGAUGGGGAUUGUACUGGGAGGAGUGGAGCGGUGAGGCAGAGACGGAUAGACGCGUUUAGAGAAAAGGUUUCGACAGGAGAGUGUGAGGAAGAGGAAAGGUGGAUGGCUGGAUGGGGUGUGCGAGAGAAAGGCUGGUCAGCGAGUCGAAUCAAAGAGUCAUGUCUGCGAUAUGACAGGUGUGACCAUUGUAUGGACACGGAAAGAGUCUGAGCUGUAUCCGAAAAAGAGUGUGUGUGUGUGUGUAUGUGUGAGUGAGUGUUGCUUGGGUGUGUGAGUGUAUGUGUGUGUGUGUGAGUGUUGCAUGGGUGUGUGUGCGUGUGUUUGCAUGUCAGCAUUUGUGUCCCUGGUAUGACAGACAGACUCAUUAGGAGUAUUUUAGGGCUCCAAAGUCUAUUUGGUGACACUGGUGCAACUUCUCUACUUGAGCAGGAGUUGGUUUUAGGCCUAGUUUGGUUGCUUUCUUUAAGAGUGUGCUUAUUAUACACAAUGUACUGUCCAGCAGUUAAAUGAUUGUAUCAUGUCAAAUUUUUAUUUAACAGUACAGUUAUUAUUUAGGCUUGUUUUUAUUGUGAUGUUUUUAAAACUACUUGUGGAUGUGCAACCUAUUGGCCAUGUUUGGCACGUCAGACCUCGUUUCUGAAAUCCGAGUGAGUGAAAUUGCGAAUUUAAUCAACAUAAUGUUCACACUGUUAAGACAAAGCAUCUAACUCGUGCCAAUACAUUAAAGUAUUAAGUUCUGUAGUAUUGGUUUGCUCAUACAGAGAGAUUCAGCCACUCAGUUACUCAUGCAUAGGCACACAAUAGAAAUAAUGUACUCUUUAAGCUGUGACAGUAUGGUCUCGCAACCCUGUUGUAGAACACAAGUGUUUCGUCAGGCUUCUCAAUGUCAAGCAAUUGUAUUAGGAUUGCAAACUGUCUGCCCGGGUAACGUGGGAAUUGAAGGCCUUGUACAGUAACACAAGGGCAGCACUUGUACAGGACAGUGGGAGACCAGCUAGAUGUACAGUAGAGCAAGUAAUACCAAAUACCAAAGACAGUCACCACCAUCACCAACGUCACCGCCCAAGUGCUGCAUCCACAACUACUGUGAAGUGUACUUUGGUUGAAGACUUAACCCGUUUUAUAGCCUUCUGGUACUGGACAUAAUGCGUUUCCCUGACAUGACCCCAAAACCUCACGUAACAUUUGACGGUUUGGAGGUGAUUCCAGAGGAGGUCAUUUACCGUUCCAUGAAGAAACAAAACAGAUAGUCCUUCUCUGUAGAGGUUACUCUUUCAUGCGCAAGAUGUCCAGCGUAGACUUUCCCUCCAGUGUUUUUGAGAGCGAGGUCACAGAGGCUUGGUGAUGUCUGCAGAUUGUCAUCGUUAUUAUUGCCAGUCACGUUUGACGUAGUGCCAGUCUCUGUCCCUUCGGACCGAGGCAGCUGCCACCAAGAAGCCAAACCCCCUCACACACACACACACACACACCAGCCUGUGCACACUGUCCCAGUGACUAAGGAAUAACAAUGAGGCAAGGUUGCGGCGUCAAGAUCACACCACAAGAACCUG
This is a messenger RNA of Osmerus eperlanus (European smelt), 3697 nucleotides long. RefSeq names its product vesicular glutamate transporter 1-like. Gene Ontology annotation, molecular function: L-glutamate transmembrane transporter activity; neurotransmitter transmembrane transporter activity. Gene Ontology annotation, biological process: transmembrane transport; regulation of synapse structure or activity; neurotransmitter loading into synaptic vesicle. Gene Ontology annotation, cellular component: excitatory synapse; synaptic vesicle membrane. The record is from RefSeq and is a predicted model, not a curated record. NCBI's taxonomy places the organism in Eukaryota, Metazoa, Chordata, Actinopteri, Osmeriformes, Osmeridae. Bases 400 to 2139 code for a protein of 579 amino acids. The transcript has 13 exons.